CUGCAAGUCAUCGUAAAUCGCGUUGAUGAUAUUUCUAGUCAAAAAGCGACCAGCACGACCGUCACCCAUUCAGUCGUGCGAUUACCAUCCAUCAUCGGAGGUGUGAAAACAGUGCAACAUCAGCCGUGUUACUGCGUGGCUUUAUUGCAGAGAUCGAAUUGACACAGCUUUCCUCCCAACACACACACACACGCUAAAGAUGGAUCGUUGGAACGGUAAGGUAGCGGUAGUGACGGGCGCCAGUUCUGGCAUCGGGGCCGAGAUUGCCAAAGAUCUGGCCAAAGCCGGCAUGAUUACGAUCGGACUGGCCCGGCGUGUCGAGCGAGUCGAACAGCUGAAGCAGCAGCUGCCGAAGGAAGCGGCCAACCGGCUUCACGCGAUGAAGUGUGACGUUUCGAUCGAAACCGACAUCGAGCGGACGUUCCAGCGCAUCGCGGACACGUACGGUGGGGUGGACGUGCUGGUAAACAAUGCCGGCAUCGUGCGCCAGAACAAUCUGCUCGACCUCGGUACGGCGGCCGAUCUGCGCGCCGUGCUGGACACGAACGUGACGGGGCUGGUGCUGUGCAGCCAGUGGGCCUACAAGUCGAUGGUGGACCGGAAGGUGGAUGGGCACAUUGUGCACAUCAGCAGCAUUGCCGGCCACAGUGUGCCGAACUUCCCGAAGCUUAACAUCUACCCCGGUACGAAGCAUGCGGUGCGCGCGAUCACGGAAACGAUGCGCCACGAGAUGCGGGACGCUGGUACGAAGAUUAAGGUGACGAGCGUUAGCCCUGGUGCAGUGAAGACGGAAAUUCUGGACGGUAUUCCUAUUCCGGAAGAAAUGCCAUUGCUCGAGGCGGAAGACAUCUCGGCGGCCGUACUGUACGCCAUCGGCACACCGCCCCACGUACAGGUGCACGAGCUCAUCAUCAAGCCGGUUGGGGAAGUCAUGUAGACAGUUAAAUCGUGUGUAAGAUAGCGACAGGUGCGUGUGUGUGGCUGUGCAAGAAUAAUGCCUGCAACGCACCAGGGCAAUGCCAAGCGAUGCAUUAAAUAAACUAGGCUAAAACAGUAUAA
Anopheles coluzzii is the source of this 1059-nucleotide messenger RNA. RefSeq names its product farnesol dehydrogenase-like. Gene Ontology annotation, molecular function: oxidoreductase activity. Bases 200 to 937 code for a protein of 245 amino acids. The record is from RefSeq and is a predicted model, not a curated record. The transcript is spliced from 2 exons. NCBI's taxonomy places the organism in Eukaryota, Metazoa, Arthropoda, Insecta, Diptera, Culicidae.